Messenger RNA from Rubroshorea leprosula, 985 nucleotides. The record is from the annotation of a GenBank genome assembly. NCBI's taxonomy places the organism in Eukaryota, Viridiplantae, Streptophyta, Magnoliopsida, Malvales, Dipterocarpaceae.
GCAUCAUCAUCGACUUUCUCACAUCUAUUUUUUUCAAGAAAAGGAAGCUAAAGAAAGGGAAUGCAAUAUUUGUCAUGAUGAAGUUAAUGUGGAAUAUGGGAGUUACUGUUGUUCGAAGUGCAACUAUUUUGCUCAUAUGCAAGGACAAGAAAUGCAAAUUUGUCAUAGAUUACAGGUGCCUUGUGCUGCCUAACACGGCCCAGUAUAAAUAUGAUAACCAUCCUCUCACGCUUACUUUCCGUGAUGAUCAUCAUUGGAGCCAAUUUUAUUGUGACAUAUGUGAAGAAGACAGAGACCCGAGUGAUUGGUUUUAUCAGUGUGCUGGUUGUGAUGUUUCAGCUCAUCCUCGUUGUUUGCUUCAGGGAUCUCCAUAUGUCAGGCUUGGUAAACCGUUCAGGUAUGCUGGUCAUCGUCAACAUCCUGUCACUUUUUUGAAGAUAGAUUUCAAUCCUCCUAAAUGCAACAAGUGCCAUAGGCCUUGCAGAGAUGAGCUAGCCAUUCAAUGCACAGAGUCAGAUUGCAAUUACAUACGCCACUGAAUCAAAGGUGAAUUGCUAUCCCUUCUGACCAAUGUGCCUCCGAAGUCUGAGCAUGCACAGAAACAUGUCUGGAUUUGCACAACCGAUCGAGAUGCAUCCAUGGCAUUAAGGUAUCUCCCUAUGCUCUUGGCUCUAGUUACUCCAACUAACAUAUUCUCGAGUUCUUUAGCUACCUUGACUCACACGUUCUUGACUUCCCCAAGUACUCUGGGUUUGAUUAAAGAAACUAGAGCUGUAGUCUUGAUUACUGAAUGCCAAUCUCUGAAACAUUCUGAGUUUGUGCGGAUUGCUGCGCUGAAUCAAAGACCUCACUCUGGCCAGGUUUCAUUCCAUUUAUGAGAUCUGAUAACUCAUCCAAGGAGUCUAGAGCUCUCGCCACCUAAGAUAUGAUUGUGGGGGGAAAAUCAUCAGGCCUAAUGAGUAAUCAAGAAAGCUCUACGUUACUU